AUGCCGCGCCUGGCCCCCGCGCGCCAGCUCCCCGGACUCCUGCUGCUCUGGUCGGUGCUGCAGCUGCUGCCGCCCCCCGCCGCCCCCGGCCCCUUGGACCGCCCGGGUGUCCGGAGGCUGGGGACCCGCGGCCCGGCCGGCAGCCCCGGGCGCCGCCCGGCUCCCACCCGCGCGCCCUAUUCCGGGGCCAGCGAGCCAGGUGGGAAUCGCGGCGCAGGUGUUUGCAAAAGCAGGCCCUUGGAUUUGGUGUUUAUCAUCGAUAGUUCCCGAAGCGUGCGGCCCCUGGAAUUCACCAAAGUGAAAACCUUUGUCUCCCGGAUCAUUGAUACUCUGGACAUUGGGGCAGCUGACACGCGGGUGGCCUUGGUGAACUAUGCCAGUACAGUGAAGAUUGAGUUCCAGCUGCAGACCUACGCAGAUAAGCAGUCCCUGAAACAAGCCGUAGCUCGAAUCACACCCUUGUCCACAGGCACCAUGUCGGGGCUGGCCAUCCAGACAGCCAUGGAUGAAGCCUUCAGAGUGGAGGCAGGGGCUCGGGGGCCUACUUCCAACAUCCCUAAGGUGGCCAUCAUCGUGACAGAUGGGAGGCCCCAGGACCAGGUGAAUGAGGUGGCUGCCCGGGCCCGGGCAACUGGCAUUGAGCUCUAUGCUGUGGGUGUGGACCGGGCAGAUAUGGAGUCCCUCAAGAUGAUGGCCAGUGAGCCCCUGGAUGAGCACGUGUUCUAUGUGGAGACCUACGGGGUCAUUGAGAAACUCUCCUCUAGAUUCCAGGAAACCUUUUGUGCCCUGGACCCGUGUGCGCUGGGCACACACCAGUGCCAGCACGUGUGCGUCAGUGACGGCGAGGGUCGCCACCACUGCGAGUGCAGCCAGGGCUACACCCUGAACGCCGACAAGAGAACGUGCGCAGCUAUCGAUAAGUGUGCUCUUGGCACGCACGGGUGUGAACACAUUUGUGUGAACGACAGGACUGGCUCUUAUCACUGUGAGUGUCACGAGGGUUACACCUUGAACGAAGACAGGAAGAGUUGUUCCGCUCAAGACAAAUGUGCUUUUGGUACACAUGGCUGUCAGCACAUUUGUGUGAACGACAGAGAUGGGUCUCAUCACUGUGAAUGCUACGAGGGCUACACUCUGAAUGCAGAUGGGAAGACGUGCGCAGUCCAGAACAAGUGUGUCUUGGGCACUCACGGCUGCCAGCACCUGUGUGUGAGUGACGGGGCAGCCUCCUACCACUGUGACUGCUUUCCUGGCUACAACCUGAACGAGGACAAGAAGACGUGCUCAGCCAUUGAAGAGGCACGGAGACUCAUUUCCACGGAAGAUGUCUGUGGGUGCGAGGCCACACUGGCUUACCAGGAGAAGGUCAGCUCCUACCUCCAGAGACUGAACACCAAACUUGAUGACAUUUUGCAGAAGUUGCAAGUAAAUGAAUAUGGACAAGUACAUCGUUAA
Messenger RNA from Sciurus carolinensis (gray squirrel), 1455 nucleotides. It is a transcript of the gene Matn3, whose product is annotated as matrilin 3. Lineage: Eukaryota; Metazoa; Chordata; Mammalia; Rodentia; Sciuridae. The record is from RefSeq and is a predicted model, not a curated record. Gene Ontology annotation, molecular function: calcium ion binding. The transcript is spliced from 8 exons. The coding region runs from base 1 to 1455 and encodes 484 amino acids.